Molecule: messenger RNA, 506 nt
Organism: Galeopterus variegatus (Sunda flying lemur)
Lineage: Eukaryota; Metazoa; Chordata; Mammalia; Dermoptera; Cynocephalidae
Product: glutamyl-tRNA(Gln) amidotransferase subunit B, mitochondrial-like
Exons: 3
Source: RefSeq, a predicted model, not a curated record
GUUUAUGCCAGAACCCAACCUGCCUCCCCUGCUCCUCUAUGAUGCCACGUCUCUGCCUGCAGGUACAGACUCACAGCAGGUGAUCAAUAUUGACCAGAUUCGGGAGAGGCUUCCUGAGCUCCCCAGAGUGACCCGAGAGAGGCUUAUUCAACAGUAUGGGAUGUUGCCAGAACACGGCUUUGCUUUACUGAGGAUGAGAGGACAAGGACCAAGGCUGCUUAGCCUCAAAGACAUCAAUUACCUUCUCCAUUCGGCAUCUGACAAGUUGGACAAAAGACAAACCUUUGAAUUAAUGUACAAUGAGCCAAGGCUUCCCGGCUGUUUCUUUGCUCAAAACUGUGAUUUCAGAGAAGAAUCUGCCAGUAUCUGAAGAUAUAUGCCGCCUUCAGAGAGCAUCUCUAUAGGAUUGUUCACUGGCCUCCGAUGAGCAUGUGACGGGCACAGUGUCUGCCUCACCUCGUUGAACAUAGGCUUGGUGAGGGCAGGAGCAUUUCUGCAGACGAGUU